AGCUCUCUUUCUACAAGUGCUUUAGAAUUUCUCUCGCUCUCGCUUUCUCUCUCUCUCUCUCUCUCAGCUCAAAGUUCUACAUCUUUACAGGAUCAAAGACCUUCGGAAUCUCAGAAUCAGAGCAAAGCUUACUCAAUCUUCUCUUUUUCGAAACAUUGUUACACAUACAAUUCAUUUCCUAUUUUAAAUCUGUAAUCCUAAUUUCUAUUUUCUUUUUUUCUGUAGAUCCUUCGAAGUCAUGGAACCGGAGAACAUCGAUUGGAAGAACGUCCAGUCCAUAUUUGUCAAUGAUGACAUGUACGAGAACUUCGAUGCGCCUCAAUGGGUCGAUCUCUCUGCCCCGGACGAACCCAUUGACGAUGAACCCUGGUUCUGCAAUCCAGAUUGCAGGCAUCCGAAGAAUGCUGAAGAUUUUCUGAAACGAAUACACUAUUCGAAGGUUAAGCUUCUAAGAUCAGUUUCCAUUUCGGAAUUUUUUCCUUUCAGGGAUAAGAAUCGCAGAGAUGUGGGGCAAAAAGAAAAAGAAAUAAAUUCAUCUUCAGCUGCAAAAGUUCCCAAUCAAAAGUCUUUGAGAACGAAAGGAUCAUAUUUUUCAAAGAAUCCCAUUGAGGACAGUGAGAACAAGAAUCCAAACGUGUCUGCUCCCAUUCCCAACGGUAGGACCAAGUCUAAGAAAGCAGCAUCGAAACCAAGCACAGAGAUGAAGAAACAAUUUGGGAAUCCGCCGGAGCACGAAAAGAAACCGCAUCUGAGGAGUACUUUCUCGGCGCGUAAUUUGUUAGGUGGACGGGAAAUUCUGAAUCAGAUCACGGAAUUCUGCUCUGAAUUGAAGAAAUUGGGGAGCAAGAGUUCGAAAAAAGCCACGGAGAAAGAACAGCAUGGGGUUUUAGGCGAGCUGAAGGAGAGAGUCAGAGACAGAGAGAGGAUGCCUCUGCUUGAGAUUAAAGAAGGGGAAGCCUGAAGCAAUGGAACAGAGGAAGAAACAGAGGACACUACAAUUUCGGGAUUUUUUCAUUACUAAAUUUGACCAAUUUUCAUGAAAAUUUUGACAUUGGAGACUCAUUAACAAUUUUUGUGAUUUGAUCUAAUCAAUAAGUAUUAUGGGAACUUA
This is a messenger RNA of Alnus glutinosa, 1111 nucleotides long. RefSeq lists its product as uncharacterized. The record is from RefSeq and is a predicted model, not a curated record. Bases 239 to 961 code for a protein of 240 amino acids. The transcript has 4 exons. Lineage: Eukaryota; Viridiplantae; Streptophyta; Magnoliopsida; Fagales; Betulaceae.